AUGCAAUAUAACAAACUUUCAUCACUACCAGUCACGAUAUCAACAGACUUAGCCGAUUUGAAAGUGCUCACUCUAGCGAGUAAUCAGUUGAAAGGAAACAUUAUUCAACCUCCGCUUAUUUAUCUUCGUGAACUUGAUAUGAGCUCCAAUUCUUUGACUAUCGUGGACGGUAUUGAUGAAUAUAGACUAUUAGAAAAACUUGUAUUAGAUAGUAAUGCAAUUAAAUCAAUCGCUGUGGAAAUUAUGAAACUUUCGACAGUACUACAAUCAUUAUCCAUCCGAUCGAACCAAUUGACUUCUAUUCCACAUUCGUUGACUAAUAUGAGAGCACUGCAAUAUAUUUAUGCUACUCAAAAUUACAACUACGAUGGGCGAUACUACCGUCAACGAUUGUUUGAAGUAACUUCGAUUCGACUAUCAAUCUGA
Messenger RNA from Rotaria socialis, 426 nucleotides. Lineage: Eukaryota; Metazoa; Rotifera; Eurotatoria; Philodinida; Philodinidae. The record is from the annotation of a GenBank genome assembly.